AUGGCCUCGUCUCAGGGGAAAAACGAGCUGAAAUUCGCCGACUGGAUGGCAACUCUGCCGGAGAGCAUCCACAGCAUCCCCCUCACCAAUUUAGCCAUCCCAGGGUCCCACGAUUCCUUCAGCUUCUACAUUGAUGAAGCCUCUCCAGUAGGCCCUGAACAGCCAGAAACUGUCCAGAAUUUUGUCUCUGUGUUUGGAACUGUAGCCAAGAAGCUGAUGCGGAAAUGGCUAGCCACUCAGACAAUGAAUUUCACUGGUCAGCUAGGAGCUGGAAUCCGUUAUUUUGAUCUUCGAAUUUCCACCAAGCCCAGAGACCCCGAUAACGAACUCUACUUCGCUCAUGGUUUGUUCAGUGCCAAAGUCAACGAGGGCCUUGAAGAGAUCAAUGCGUUCCUCACGGAUCACCAUAAGGAGGUGGUAUUCUUGGACUUCAACCAUUUUUAUGGGAUGCAGAAAUAUCACCAUGAAAAACUGGUCCAAAUGCUGAAAGAUAUCUAUGGAAACAAAAUGUGCCCAGCAAUUUUUGCCCAGGAAGUUAGUUUAAAGUACCUGUGGGAGAAGGACUACCAAGUGCUGGUCUUCUACCACAGUCCAGUCGCUCUGGAAGUGCCCUUUCUCUGGCCUGGGCAGAUGAUGCCAGCACCCUGGGCCAACACCACAGACCCUGAAAAACUGAUCCAGUUUCUUCAGGCGUCCAUCACUGAGAGAAGAAAGAAGGGCUCAUUUUUUAUUUCUCAGGUGGUGCUAACCCCCAAAGCUAGCACUGUGGUCAAAGGUGUGGCAAGUGGCCUCAGAGAAACAAUCACAGAGAGAGCUCUUCCUGCCAUGAUGCAAUGGGUCCGCACGCAGAAGCCAGGAGAGAGUGGCAUCAACAUUGUCACUGCCGAUUUUGUAGAACUUGGUGAUUUUAUCAGCACUGUCAUAAAGCUCAACUAUAUCUUUGAUGAAGGUGAAGCCAACACUUGA
Molecule: messenger RNA, 966 nt
Organism: Urocitellus parryii (Arctic ground squirrel)
Lineage: Eukaryota; Metazoa; Chordata; Mammalia; Rodentia; Sciuridae
Gene: Plcxd3
Product: phosphatidylinositol specific phospholipase C X domain containing 3
Biological process (GO): lipid metabolic process
Cellular component (GO): synapse
Molecular function (GO): phosphoric diester hydrolase activity
Source: RefSeq, a predicted model, not a curated record